AGCCCUGCAGUGGUCCAACCGUGCGCUAUGGUCGCUGUGGGUUGACAAUGUGGAGCUCCCUGUGUUAAUGUCUCCAAGCCAGCUUCACAAGGAAUGGACCAGAAGGACUGCAAACCUUACCAGCCGCUGCCCAAAGUCAGGUGCGAGAUGGAACUGGCUUACACCAGCUCCUCAGAUGAGAGUGAAGAUGAUAGAAGCCCGGGCAAAUCCUACAACUCCAGGGAAACCCUCCACGAGUACAGCAAAGAACUGAGAAUGAGCUACAACAGCCAAAAGAAGGACAUGGUGGCCAGGCAGACGAUGGAAGAAGCCGCACAAGAGUUAGAAUUCUGCGAGGCUCCGUCGGUCUUGUGCAGUGGGUACCAGACAGACGUGUGCGCUCCCCCACAGCAUGGGUUCCCUAUGAUCAUGGGGUCUGACAUCGACACCGAGACAGAAGGAGCUGGCUCCCCAGAGCACAAUCUGAGACUGUGGAUGAGGGUAAUCAAAUCCGAGCACAGCUCCUGCCUGUCGAGCCGGGCAAACUCAAUGCUUUCGCUGACCGACACCGAACAGGAGAGGAAGUCCGACGCAGAGAACGAACUGCCGCAGAGACCUCCCGGCAAGUUCACGUUCAGACCAUUGCCACCCCCUCCCCCGCCUCCUCACGGCUGCACGUGUCGGAGCCAGCAAACCCAGUCUUUGGACUCUCUACAGAGAAACGCAAUGACCGUACGGAGCCAGCCAAGCCCGGCUGCCACUGAGCCGCCCGCCAGCACCCAGCAAGACUCGGCACAGCUCCACAACAGUUGGGUGCUUAACAGUAAUAUUCCACUCGAGACCAGGCAUUUCCUGUUUAAGCCAGGAACUGGCACCUCCAGCCUCUAUGGUACCACUAAUCCAAGCUAUCCUUUAACCUCCAAUACUGUUUAUUCUCCGCCUCCAAGACCCCUCCCCAGAAGCACCUUUUCCAGACCUGCCUUCACAUUCAACAAACCUUACAAGUGCUGUAACUGGAAAUGCACAGCUCUGAGUGCCACCGCCAUCACUAUAACUCUGGCUCUUCUCCUCGCCUAUGUUAUUGCAGUGCACUUGUUUGGCCUGACCUGGCAACUGUACGAGAAUGGUGGAAACAAGUCGGUGGCUGGGUCUGAAACACUGGACACCACGUCAUCUCCCUUGGGCGGAAACAGUUCAGACAGAGGAGACAAGAAAGACAGAGGAGGAUCUGGAGGGAAAACUCUGAAUGUCUUUCACCGGGGGAUGGCGAUAGAUACUGGAGAAGUGGAUGUGGGAUCGCACAUGAUGCAGACAAUCCCCCCAGGCUUGUUCUGGCGGUUUCAAAUCACCACAGAGCAACCCGUCUACCUAAAGUUCAACGUGUCACUGGCAAAAGACGCCUUAUUAGGGAUCUACGGCCGACGAAACCUUCCCCCCACACACACACAGUUUGAUUUUGUGAAACUCCUGAACGGCAAACAGCUGAUCAAACCAGAGCCCAAAACCCCAGCGGAUUCGAAACACACGCCGAGGAACCUAAUCCUAAUCGCCCUCCAGGAGACGGGAUUCAUUGAAUAUAUGGAUCCGGGAACUUGGUACUUUGCCUUCUACAAUGAUGGGAAGAAGAUGGAACAGGUCUUUGUCCUAACUUCUGUAAUAGAAACCAUGGAUGAUUGUUCCACCAACUGCAAUGGAAAUGGUGAAUGUAUCUCCGGCCACUGUUACUGUUUUCCAGGAUUCCUUGGACCAGACUGCGCGAGAGACUCCUGCCCUGUUCUCUGCAGUGGAAAUGGCCAGUAUGAGAAAGGUCACUGCCUUUGCCACAGUGGGUGGAAGGGACCGGAGUGCGACAUAUCAGAGGAGCAGUGCAUCGAUCCGACUUGCUACAGCCACGGAACAUGCAUUGCGGGAACUUGUAUCUGUAUUCCCGGCUACCAAGGGGACAGCUGUGAAGAAGACGACUGUUUGGAUCCCACCUGCUCGGGACACGGCUUGUGCGUGGACGGGGUGUGUCAUUGCGCUUCAGGCUGGACUGGGGUCAAGUGCGAAGUCUCGGCCAAUGUUUGUCAUGAGCAGUGCUCAGGCCAUGGGACCUUACUGCCGGACACCAGCACCAGCACCUGCACCUGCGACCUCAACUGGACAGGCUACGACUGCUCCACCGAAAUCUGCAAGGUGGAUUGCGGAGACCAUGGCAUCUGCUUAAACGGGCUGUGCCAUUGUGAGGAAGGCUGGACAGGAACAAUGUGUGAUCAGCAAGCGUGUCACCCGCUCUGCACCGAGCACGGCAAGUGUAAGGAUGGAGUUUGCCAGUGCAGCCCUGGCUGGGAGGGAGAGCACUGCACUGUCGCACAAUAUCUGGAUAAUGUCGUAAAAGAGGGAUGCCCAGGCUUGUGCAACGGGAACGGAAGAUGUACUUUGGACCAGAAUGGCUGGCACUGCGUUUGUCAAGUGGGCUGGAGUGGCACGGGAUGUAAUGUCAUCAUGGAAAUGGUGUGUGACGAUAACAGAGACAAUGACGGAGAUGGUCUAACGGAUUGCAUGGACCCAGACUGCUGCAGGCAAACCAUUUGUUACACGGGUCAGCUCUGCCAAGGCUCCCCUGACCCUCUCGACCUGAUCCAGCAAAGCCAAGUGCCCUUCACUCUCCACCCGCCAAGGCUCUUCUACGAUAGAAUCAAGUUCCUGGUCGGAAAAGACAACACUCAUGUGGUUCCGAGUGACGGUCUCUUUGACAGCAGCCGCGCUUGUGUGGUUCGAGGCCAGGCGGUGGCGGUGGAGGGGUCACCGCUGGUGGGCGUCAACAUCAGCUUCCUGAACCACCCGGAUUACGGAUACACCAUCAGCCGACAGGAUGGCAGUUUCGACCUUGUCGCCAUCGGAGGAAUCUCCGUCACCCUGGUGUUCGAGCGGGCUCCCUUCAUCACUGAGCAGCGCACCCUUUGGCUGCCGUGGAACCGUUUUGUGGUGGUGGACAAAGUGGUGCUGACGAGAGUGGAGUCGAACCCUCCUUACUGCGACGUCAGCAGCUUUGCCACUAUCAACCCAGUUGUCCUUCCCUCACCGUUGACCACCUUCGCAGGAUCUUGCCCUCAGAGAGGACCAGCUGUUCCAGAGAUACAAGCAGUGCAGGAAGAGAUCUCCAUCCCAGCCAGCUUCCUGAAACUCAGCUACCUGAGCAGCCGCUCACCUGGCUAUAAAUCGCUGCUGAGGAUCAUCAUGACUCACACCACGGUGCCAACCAACCUCAACAAGGUCCACCUCAUGGUAGCCAUCGAGGGACGUCUCUUCCAGAAAUGGUUCCCAGCAGCACCCAACCUGGCUUACACCUUUGCCUGGAACAAAACCGAUGUGUAUGGCCAGAAGGUCUCUGGCCUGACUGAAGCAGAAGUGUCAGUCGGUUACGAGUAUGAGACGUGUCCGGAUUUGAUCCUGCGGGAGAAGAGGACGGCGGUUCUGCAGGGGUUUGAGAAAGACGCCUCCAAUUUAGGCGGCUGGUCUUUGGACAAACAUCACGUCCUGAACGUACAGAGCGGUAUCCUGCACAAAGGCAACGGAGAGAACCACUUCAUCUCCCAGCAGCCGCCGGUCAUCGCCAGCAUCAUGGGAAAUGGCCGCCAGCGGAGCGUGGCCUGCCCCAACUGCAACAGCCUGGCCCGCGACAACAAGCUCUUCGCACCGGUGGCCGUGGCCUGCGGGCCGGACGGCAGCGUGUACAUCGGGGACUUCAAUUUCGUGCGCCGGAUCUUUCCGUCAGGAAGCACCAUCAAUAUCUUGGAGCUGAGAAACCGAGACAUGCGACACAGCCACAGCCCAGCUCACAAGUAUUAUCUGGCGGUGGAUCCCGUCUCCGGAUUGCUCUACCUGUCUGACACCAGCAGUCGUAAAGUGUAUCGAGUCAAGUCCCUCGUCCAAACCAAAGAUCUCCUCAGGAACGCCGAGCUAGUGGCAGGAACGGGGGAUAAGUGCCUCCCAUUCGAUCAGAGCCACUGCGGGGAUGGAGGGAAGGCAUACGAAGCCUCACUGACCAGCCCCAGGGGCAUCGCCGUGGAUAAGUUCGGGUACAUCUAUUUUGUGGACGGGACCACCAUUCGGAAGAUUGAUCAGAAAGGCGUGAUCUCCACCAUAAUCGGCUCCAACGGUCUGACCUCAACACAACCGCUCAGCUGCGACUCCAUCAUGGACAUCUCUCAGGUGCGUCUUGAAUGGCCGACCGACCUAGCCGUCAACCCCAUGGACAACUCGCUCUACGUGCUCGACAACAACAUUGUGCUGAAGGUGUCGGAGUCCAAGCGAGUGCGGAUUGUGGCCGGGCGUCCGAUCCACUGCCAAGUGCCGGGAAUGGACCACUUUCUGGUCAGCAAAGUGGCCGUCCACUCGACCCUGGAGUCGGCCAGGGCGAUAGCCGUAUCCCACAGUGGGGUCCUGUACAUCGCAGAGACGGACGAGAGGAAGAUCAAUCGCAUCCAGCAGGUCACGACCAACGGAGAAAUCUUCAUCUUCGCCGGGGUGUCAACGGACUGCGAUUGCAAGAUCGACCCCAACUGCGACUGCUUUUCAGGAGACGGUGGGUUUGCCAAAGACGCCAAGCUGAAAGCGCCAACGUCCUUGGCUAUGUCGCCGGACGGCACCUUGUACAUCGCCGACCUUGGUAACAUCCGUAUCCGAGCAGUGACCAGUAACAAGCCCGUUCUGGGCUCCAUGAACCUAUACGAAGUUGGCUCGCCGGUGGAUCAGGAGCUUUAUCUCUUCACCGCCAACGGGACCCACCUUCACACCCUCAACCUGAUCACCGGAGACUACGUGCACAACUUCAGUUACAACGGUGAAGGCGACAUCAACACCAUCACUGGCAACAACGGCAACUCGCUGCACAUUCGCCGGGACGCCAACGGGGCACCUCUGUGGCUUGUCGUGCCUGGCGGGCAGGUGUACUGGCUGACCAUCAGCAACAAUGGGGCGUUGAAGAGGGUGUCCGCACAGGGACACGACCUAGCGAUGAUGACCUACCAUGGCAACACUGGGCUGCUAGCCACAAAGAACAACGAGAACGGAUGGACAACAGUUUACGAGUAUGACAGCGAUGGCCACCUGACCAUUGUGACAUUCCCUACAGGCCAAGUCAGCAACUUCCACAGCCAAAUGGACACCUCGCUGCGAGUGGCAGCCAAUCUGUCCAGCCAAGAGAACUUUGCCAUCACCACCAACUUCUCUGCCACUAAUGUGGCCUACAUGUUCAGCCAAGAUCACAUUCAAAAUACCUACCAGGUGGGUCCCGACGGUUCCUUGCGAGUCACCUUCGCGAGCGGGAUGGAGCUAACCCUACAGACGGAGCCUCACAUCUUGGUCGGUGCCGUGAAUCCCACAGUGGGAAAGUGUAACAUAACACUGCCUGCUGAGCACAGCCCAAACAUAGUGGAGUGGCGGCAGAGGAAGGAACAGGCCAAAGGAAACCUUGCUGUGUUCGGAAGGAGGUUUAGGGCUCACAACAGAAAUCUGCUGUCUAUAGACUUUGACCGACUCACCAGGAUCGGAAAGAUCUACGACGAUCAUCGGAAGUUUACUCUUAAGAUCCAGUACGAUCAAUCAGGGCGGCCCAUCCUUUGGUCACCGAGCAACAAAUUCAGUCAGGUCAACGUCACCUAUUCCUCCAUGGGUCUGGUGACGGGCAUUCGACGGGGGACCUGGGUUGAGAGAAUGGAAUAUGACCAGACUGGCAGGAUUGUGUCCAGAGUUCUGGCGGAUGGCAAGAUCUGGAGCUACACGUACUCGGAGAAGUCUGUGACACUCCUCCUGCACAGCCAACGGCGUUACAUUUUCGACUACGAUCAGACCAACCGCCUGUACUCGGUCACCAUGCCCAGUAUGGUGCGUCACACCAUGCAGACCGUCUGCUCCGUGGGCUACUACAGAAACAUCUACACUCCCCCCGACAGCAGCCCCUCCCUGGUGCAGGACUUCAGCGAGGACGGGCGCCUCCUGCAGACCCUGUGCCUGGGCACCGGGCGGCAGGUGAUCUACAAGUACACCAAGCUGUCCAAGUUCUCUGGGAUUCUCUACGACACGUCCCAGGUCAACUUCACGUACGACGAGAGCGCGGGCGUCAUCAAGACCAUCCAGCUAAUGCACGAGGGCUUCACCUGCACCAUCCGCUUCAGGCAGGCGGGGCCCCUGGUGGCCAGGCAGAUCUUCAGGUUCAGCGAGGAAGGGCUGGUGAACGCCCGCUUCGACUACAGCUACAACAACCUGCGUCUGACCAGCAUGCAGGCCAUGAUCAACGAGACGCCGCUGCCCAUCGACCUGUACCGGCACGACGACGUCUCGGGCCGGACAGAGCAGUUCGGCAAGUUCAGCGUCAUCUACUACGACCUGAACCAGAUCAUCACCACCUCGGUCAUGACACACACCAAACGCUUCAACGCCAACGGGCAGGUGAGGGAGGUCCAGUUCGAGAUCCUCAGGUCCAUCACCUACUGGAUGACCGUCCAGUACGACAACAUGGGGCGCAUGGCCAUGUGUGAGAUCCGAGUGGGGACGGACACCAAUCUGACCAAGUACUCAUACGAGUACGACCCCGACGGGCAGCUCCACACCGUGUCGGUCAACGACAAGCCCCGGUGGCGUUACAGCUACGACCUCAACGGCAACAUCAACCUGCUGAGCUACGGCAACGGCGCCCGGCUGACCCCGCUCAGGUACGACCUGCGAGACCGCAUCACCAGGUUCGGGGAGGUGCAGUACAGGAUGGACGAGGGCGGCUUCCUGCGGCAGAGAGGGGGCGCCGUCUUCGACUACAACUCCAACGCCCUGCUGGCCCGGGCGUACAGCAAGGAUACGGGCUGGAGCGUGCUGUACCGCUACGACGGCUUGGGGAGGCGAGUGGCCCGGAGGAGCAGCGGGGGUCAGCACCUCCAAUUCUUCUACGCGGAUCUGGUCAACCCCACCAGGGUCACCCACAUGUACAACCACAGCAGCACCGAGAUCACCUCGCUCUACUAUGACCUCCAAGGCCACCUGAUUGCCAUGGAGGUCAGCAGCGGGGAGGAGUUUUACAUCACCUGCGACAACAUGGGCACCCCCUUGGCCGUGUUCAGCAGCUCCGGCCAGCUGGUCAAGCAGGUCCAGUACACGCCCUACGGGGAUAUUUCCUACGACUCCAACCCCGAUUUCCAAGUCAUCAUCGGGUUUCACGGAGGCCUCUACGACCCCCUGACCAACUUGGUGCACUUGGGACGCAGGGAUUACGACGUGCUGGCCGGCCGCUGGACCACCCCGAACCACAAUCUGUGGCGAGACUUGAACAGCAACCUCUUCCCUUUCAAUCUGUACUCGUUCAAAAACAACAACCCCGUCAGCACCAUCCAAGACAUCAGCCAGUUCACCACAGAUAUUGGCAGCUGGCUACAGCUCUUUGGUUUUCAGCUCCACAACGUGGUGCCAGGGUUUCCCAAACCUGAAAUGCACACCAUGGAACCCACUUACGAGCUACUGAAGACUCAAACCAAAACCCAAGACUGGGACCCCAGCAAGGUGGUGCUGGGGGUGCAGUGCGAGCUGCAGCGGCAGCUGAAGAGCUUCAUCUCGCUGGACCGCCUGCCCCAGGCCCACGGGCGGAACCCGCGCGACUGCCGCGACGGCGAGCGGCGGCCGCGCUUCGCCGCCGCGCCCUCGGUCUUCGGCCGGGGCGUCCGGUUCGCCGUGGCGGACGACGGCGCGACGGCGGCCGAGAUCAUCGGGGUGGCCAGCGAGGACAGCCGGCGCCUGGCCGCCAUCCUGCACGGGGCGCGCUACCUGGCCGGCCUGCACUUCACGGUGGACGGGCGCGACACGCACUACUUCGUCAAGUCGGGCCCGCUGGAGGAGGACCUGGCGGUGAUCGGGCAAACGGCGGCGGCGGCCACGACGACGGGCGGGAGCGGCGGGAGCGUGAGCAGCGGCGGCGGCCGCGUGCUGGCCAACGGCGUGAACGUGACCGUGUCGCAGAUGACGUCGGCGGUGGGCGGCAGGACCCGCCGGUUCGCCGACAUCCAGCUACAGCACGGGCCGCUGUGCUUCAACGUGCGCUACGGCUCGACGCUGCCGGAGGAGCGGCGGCACGUGCUGGAGCUGGCCGGCCAGCGGGCGGUGGCCCGGGCCUGGGCCCGCGAGCGGCGGCGGCUGGGCCGGGGCGAGCGGGGCACCCGCGCCUGGACCGAGGCCGAGCGGCGCCAGCUGCUGGCGGGCGGGAGGGUGCCCGGGUACGACGGCCGCGCCGUGCUGCCGCCCGAACAGUUCGCCGAGCUGUCCGACAGCCCCGGCAACGUCCGCUUCGUGAGGCGCGGCGGCGGCAGCGACGAGAGGUAA
Messenger RNA from Callorhinchus milii (elephant shark), 8322 nucleotides. It is a transcript of the gene tenm1, whose product is annotated as teneurin transmembrane protein 1. The transcript has 31 exons. NCBI's taxonomy places the organism in Eukaryota, Metazoa, Chordata, Chondrichthyes, Chimaeriformes, Callorhinchidae. The coding region runs from base 94 to 8322 and encodes 2742 amino acids. The record is from RefSeq and is a predicted model, not a curated record. Gene Ontology annotation, molecular function: protein homodimerization activity; protein heterodimerization activity; cell adhesion molecule binding. Gene Ontology annotation, biological process: signal transduction; neuron development; heterophilic cell-cell adhesion. Gene Ontology annotation, cellular component: neuron projection; membrane.